This is a messenger RNA of Nematostella vectensis (starlet sea anemone), 2447 nucleotides long. RefSeq names its product KICSTOR subunit 2. NCBI's taxonomy places the organism in Eukaryota, Metazoa, Cnidaria, Anthozoa, Actiniaria, Edwardsiidae. Gene Ontology annotation, biological process: negative regulation of TORC1 signaling; protein localization to lysosome; cellular response to glucose starvation. Gene Ontology annotation, cellular component: KICSTOR complex. The transcript has 13 exons. The coding region runs from base 230 to 1612 and encodes 460 amino acids. The record is from RefSeq and is a predicted model, not a curated record.
AUUGAAUGGGACCGAUUACCUGUUUUUGGUUUACCUGUGUGUCUAUACGUGCCUUAUGGGAUGCCUGUGCAAUACAAAAUGGCCGGGGCCAACGAAGUGUGUCUUGUUUGGUCAACACUCACAUAAACACCGUCAAAAUGGCUAGAUUUAGUGAACAGAAACAUUGCUAAGCAUCACCUUAUCUUUGAAUCUCACUUGGUAAAGUCGGACAAGGCUGGCCGUGUUAGUCAUGUCGGAAUCACCAAAGGACGGCUCUCGGCCAUCAAGUCCAUUCCAGCCUCCUGUAUCCCAAGAAAGAGCCAUCCUGGAGACCUUCUUCCAUGCUCUUAGUCAAUUUGCCUUUGACAAGGCCAAGGACCAAGUGGAAAAAGAGAGGGAUUCCAGGAAAACUUUGGCCCAGAUGUCUAUGUGGGUAUCUGUCCUGAACAGCUUGUCGCAUCUGGCUAGUGCUGAAAAGAUUUACUUCUCGUUGGCAUUUAUUGCCAGGAAGUUUUUCAGAAAAGAUACAUUGCGUGACAUGUACAAGACGCUCUUGGUGGAAUUGAAAAAGACCUCAGAGGUCACCCCUGUCGCUUCCCACAGCGUUCUGCUAGUAGAGGGCAGUUUGCUGGCGGAACUCAGCAGGCAUUUGACUCAGUUUGUACAAGCUAGAAUGGAACUCAUGGAUUUCUAUGAAGUCAUGGCAAGUAUAGCAGUCAGCCCAGUUGUGAACUACACAGAUCUUGUCAUAAUGGUUGAUGAGCUCAUUCACAGGCAUCAAAAUUGCUUUCAUCAUCCUAUCCUAGAUCCAGUAAAGUCAAGUUUUUCUUUUGAGGUGGAAAUCCUUCUCCACUCCCUGCGUGCCCAGUGUGAGAUGUGUGAGCUCAAGUUUCUGCCAUCUUUACUCCAACUUCACGCCAGCCACACUAAGCUCACAUCAUGGAGUCAGUUGCUUCCUGCUCUCAACAGCAAGGAGCUCUCCACAUCACUCUCCAUCAAAAAGUCUCUAUUCAGCAGUGGCCCUAAGAAACAGAUGGAGACACCAUUUCUCUACUUGUGGAUCAGCAAACUCCACGCUGCUCUCGUCUCUAAAUUCACAUUAUAUUUCUACCCGGUUCUUACCGAACAGACCACAACCGCUGACAUGAAAGUACUGACUGCGCGAGCAACAGUGGACUACAUCGCGAAAAUUACCGCAUUCCAACGCCGCUCAGACGCUCUCAAUGUCUCCGUACUCUUGGAUGCGCGGGGCCUGGACUCUUACUCGAGCGAUGGCUACCAUUUCCCGCAAGACAAACGGGACCAGCCCGCGGGACUUGGGGCUUUUCCCGCUGUGGUUUCCUUCCCUGGGGAGCGCCCUUUAGAGCACUGGCCAAAUAUCAUAUCAAUCAUGAUGGACAGAGCGCAUGCUCAAGACUUGGCAUCGGCUGAGAAAGUGGUCUACUUCUUUGACAACCGCGUGCAGAGUACGUACUUUUUGACGCGAAUCGACUCGAGACUCACACUCGUCGUGAUAUUCAACAGCAAGCGAAAUGAAAAAGACUCGUACAUAACAAGUUUUAUGAGCGAUAUGGCGCUUCACUUGAGAAACACCAAAGUGUUUGCCAUGUUAAAGCCCGGCGCCAAGGCAUGACGUCACCUUCACCAUUGAAACAGGUUGGACUUGCUGCGCAUGCGUACAAAAUUACACCACGCGCGCCAAGUACCAUGUUUUGGCGGGAAAAUCAAUAGAGAAAGAGAUUCUUAAAAAAAAAAUUUAGAAUAAAGGUUAAAAACUCGAUGCCCAUGAAAGAUUUAAUUACAAAGAUAUCUAUUUGAAAAACAAAUAAUAACACCAGCUUUGCAUUGAACUUCUUUUUAUUUUUGUAUUUAUUGAUAUAAAGUCAUAUAGUAAUAAUGGUGAAUUAAUGUACGAGAAGUGACUAUAUAUUGGCUUACAGUAUCUUGUGAAUCGAUGGUGUUGUAUAAAAGUGUUGAGUUAUUGUUUUUAUUUAUCAUAUUUAUACUCCUAUUGUUCUUAAUAUUGCGUUUGUUGCCCAAUCAGUCAUAGCAAGUUUGAAAUUGUGGUUUAUUGUGAAGUAUUGAACUUGAAAUAAAUUUUCCAAACUGAAAGUUAUUCGCAAAAAUACACCUUAGUUUCGAAUACAGGUUGAAUAUAAAUGGUUUGAAUUGUGUUUUUUUUUCUUCCAAAAAUGUAUACUAGCUACCCAACUAUUAUUUCAAGUUUUCAUAGUGAUUUAGUAUAAAAAAAAGCCUAGAUAGACUGCAGACUAGAUAUGUCUUGGAACAACUUUACCAUUACUAUAUAAGGAUCUUUGGAUCACAUUUGGAAGUUUCUCUGGACAACGAUUUUAUAAGAACUAGGUCUCCAACCUAUAUUAUAUUCUUCUCUAAAUGUUCAUUAUUGUUACUAAUGCUUUUGGACCUUAAUGGUUACCUAACUUUAAUAAACGUACUUUGAUGUUGAA